AACGAAUCAAAAGUGAUGUUUUUAAAAUUAUAAAAUUACUAUAAACUUGUAGAAGUUCAAGAAAACCUAUUGUAUUAUGUCAGCUAUUUGUGCAGCUUUUUCAAGAAAUAACAUAAUUUUGAACAAAGAUUGUUGGUCCGUAAUAGAACAAAUCUAUCUUAUAAUAGUCGAUGGUGUGUGUCUACUAAGAUUGAUUUAGAUCCGUAACAGAUUGAUUUCAGACAUAAAAAACUAUUUCAGAGUUUCGAAACACUGUAUUAAUAACUAUCCAGCUUAUGACGGCUGUAAACAGAUCAUCUUUAAAUCAAUAUGCCGAGCAUUUAUUUGACCUUUUGCAUCUUCUUCGUAUAUAUAAAAGUGAAAAAGUAUUUUCCUUAUUGGCAAGAUUUUCGACCGGGAUCUUGAUAAUAAUAUGUGUGGUUGCUAAUCUUGUGUUAGUGAUUUCAGAACUAAUAGGCCUCAAGGAUGCAAAAAAUGUAAAACAACUGGCUAGAGGUAUUGGACUGGUUUCAUUUCACACGACUGGAAUUGUGAAAUGGUGCUACUGCAUGUGGAAGAUAGACAUAAUAACAAGUCUUAUUAAUAUGCUUCAUAACUGUCACUACCUUUCAUUGCAAAUUUGUCAAAAUGUUCGAGAUCGAGAGAAGUUGCAUAAAGAAAUGCAACUGGCAUGCAAGAUAACAAGUAUAUUUGCAUACUAUUGGCCUCCAAUUGGCAUUGGUGCCGCGUUGCAUUAUUGUUUCAAUCCAAUUUCAUUUCGAUUAUACAGAAUUUAUAUUGAAAAACAUGACAGUGCCGCAAUCCCAAAAAUACUUCCUCUGGAUGGAUGGUUUCCUUGGGAUCAGGAACAGUAUUAUGGAUAUUCUUAUUUUAUUCAAAUUUGUGGUGUGAUUGGGUGCUGUAUGGGAAGUAUAUGUUAUGAUCAAUUAUAUGUAUCAACCUUGCUCAUUGUUUGCUCUCAAUUAAGAUUUCUCAGUAAAGCUUUGAGAUCAGAAAAUGUCAGUGCAAAAGUAACUGGUAUAGCCCGUUUUGAAGAGCGUCUGAAGAAUUGUGCAGUGCAGCAUGCGAAAAUCCUAAAAUACGUUAAAGAGUUGGAAGACGUUGGCAGUCCAUGUAUGUUUGUGCAAUGUGUGCAAAAUAUUGUUAUACUGUGUUUGUGUUCAUUUGAAGCAGCAACUCUCCAAAUUACGUCUGAUGCAGAUUGUGUUGUGAACAUAUUGAACUUGUUGGAAUUCUGUUCGGGGGUGACUGUGCAACUAUUUUUCUUCUGCUACAUUGCCAGCUACAUAUCAUCUCUGGGCUUAGAUAUAGCAGAAGCUGCAUAUGCCUCCCAGUGGGCUUCUUCUUUUGAUGCUUUGAAGAGUAAGAAAAGAUAUAAUAGAAGAAACCAUAAAGUGAAAUAUUCAGUACUAAUGAUAACUACUCGUGCCCAGAUACCUAUUUUACUCACCGGCGGUCCAUUUUACAUUCUUUCUCUCCAAACUUUUAAAUCCAUUGUUGGCAUGGCGGUCUCAAACGCUGUGAUAUUGAGCCAAGUAUAUGGAGAAAAAUGAGCCUAGAGCUUCGAUCAAAUUUUGUAACCCGCCAUACAAUAUGUUACUUAAUUAUAGAAUUUAAGUUAUGAAAGCUCCUCCGUACUCUUACAACUUUUUCCAUUUUGCAGACAGAAGAAGUCCUUUCUAUUCGAUACUUUGUGAAAGAAAGACAGUACUAAUAAGAAUUCCAUCCGUCUAGCCUAAAAGUUUUUUCUGCACGAUAUUACUUUAAGCAUGACCUUUUUAAAAAUUCACAUCAAAUCAAUAAUUCUACCUUAGAAAUAACCGAUGGGAGCAC
This is a messenger RNA of Belonocnema kinseyi, 1833 nucleotides long. RefSeq lists its product as uncharacterized. The transcript is spliced from 8 exons. The coding region runs from base 276 to 1553 and encodes 425 amino acids. Gene Ontology annotation, cellular component: plasma membrane. Gene Ontology annotation, biological process: detection of chemical stimulus involved in sensory perception of smell; sensory perception of smell. Lineage: Eukaryota; Metazoa; Arthropoda; Insecta; Hymenoptera; Cynipidae. Gene Ontology annotation, molecular function: odorant binding; olfactory receptor activity. The record is from RefSeq and is a predicted model, not a curated record.